AAUAUAUGGCGGCGGUUUAUAUUAUGUACAUUGUUGUUGGAUGGCCCGCGUAAGCGACUUACCAAAUAUACGCUGCAAUGCGCAUUAUGACCUCAUAAGGAAGCAACACAGGCAUUGUGAGUCAGGAACGCGAUACGUAGCUGUUGACCGUAUUAUCACGUCACAGUGCUCCUUGUGACUCAUCUAUUUAAUAUAUUAUCAACUUUUGACACGCAGACUGUUGUUCAUUGUACGUUGAAUAUGGAAAGAAUAAAGUUGUUUAUGUUGUUUGCUGUGUUGGUUGUAUAUUCCACACAAGUGUCAGGACAAAGUACCACCGAUAUCGAUAAAUUAUGCGAAGACACGGCAAUAACAUCAUGCGACCAAUGUAUACGAAAGCAUCCACAGUGCGCUUGGUGCAGUCGAACAAGUGAUAACUCGAAUAUUAAGCGAUGUAGAAGUUACACAAAAACUUUACAAGCAAGCGCGUGUGCGACUGCUGACAUCACAAUGCCUAGAAGUGACGUCAUAUUCCAGAAGAACUUACCGUUCAGUUCCCGUGACGACAUCAAUGUUGUUCAACUUCGUCCGCAGAAUAUUAACAUUAAUUUACGGAAAGGCGACACGGUGAAGUUCAACGUGACUUUCCGCAAAGUCAAGGAUUACCCGGUUGAUCUUUAUUACGUCAUGGACCUCUCAAACUCGAUGAAGGAUGAUUUGGCGGAGUUACAAAAACUUGGAGCAAGGUUGGCGGAGGAGAUUCGACAAAACGUCACAAGCGACAUCAAUAUGGGGUUUGGCACCUUCGUUGAUAAAGUUAUGAUGCCGUUCACCAGCACUGUACCUGACCAGUUGAAGAACCCGUGCGUUAAAGCUGAUGAAUUUUGUUCCGCACCUUUUGGCUUUCGUCAUCAACAACCGAUAUCUGGCGACCUCACAGCGUUCAAGGAGAGCGUUCAGAACACCAACAUAUCCGGCAACAUCGAUUCCCCCGAGGGUGGGUUCGAUGCCUUGAUGCAAAUCGCUGUGUGCGGGAACAAGAUCGGGUGGCGAGAAUCGGCUUCGCAUCUCGUGGUGUUCACAACUGAUGCGUCCUUCCAUACAGCAUUGGACGGGAAGUUGGCCGCCAUAUUGGAUGCGAAUGAUAUGCAGUGUCACCUUACUAAGGUGAACUCGAGCGUCGACAGCAACGUUUAUGUUUACGACAAAAGCAAGGAGUUGGACUAUCCAUCCAUCGGCCAACUACGCGCGGCGUUCGUUGCGAAUAAGAUUCAACCGAUAUUCGCUGUAACAAAGGAAGUCAGAAGCCUUUAUGACGGUUUGAAAAGUCUCAUUCCAAACUCGUUCGUCGAUGAAUUGGCCAACGACUCCAACAAUAUUAUCUCCAUUAUAAAGACGGCUUACAAUAAACUGAAGGAGAAGUUACAAAUGUCGCUCGAUGACGACAACAAACCGACAGGGGUUGGGAUAUCGUACAGAACUUUGUGCCCAACCGCUGGUGGGUGGGCUGAGAAUAGUUUAAGUUGCGACCAGAUCAAGAUUGGAAGCGAGGUGACUUACGAGUUCACAAUAUCCGCAUCAUCUUGCCCGGCCACCCUCCCAUCACAACCAAUGACGUUUACGUCGAGUUCACUUCAAGAAUUUGUUAAAUUUAACUUCAACUUCUUGUGCGAUUGCAACUGCUCCAGCAUGGCUGAGGUUGACAGUCCAAGUUGCAGCACCAAUGGUUCCCUUGUAUGCGGAGCAUGCUUGUGUAAUGAUGGACACGAAGGUUCAAGAUGUCAAUGCACGCAAAGCACCAUCGGGUUGUCGCUCAACGCCCAAUGUAAACGAAGCGACACCGCUGAUAUUUGCGAACGGAAUGGUCGAUGUGUUUGUGGUGUUUGUGAUUGUGAUGAAAACUACCACGGUAAAUACUGUCAAUGUACCAAUACUGGAUGUCCGGUCACCGAUGGCAACGUGUGCGGUGUUGGUGGCAAGUGUGAGAAUUGUUACAACCAACCUAAGUGUAACUGCACCUCCAAGAAUGGGAUUCCAUACACCUUGGAUAACGUUGGUUCAUGUACUUGCCAUGAAAGUGAAUGCAUCGACCAGAGGAGCAACAACACGAUGGUUUGCAGCGGGAAUGGGAAUUGUUCAUGCAGUAGUUGUAUUUGUGACCCUAAAUACGAUGGUAUAUAUUGUCAACAUUGCAACAGUCCAUCGUGCAAAACCAUCACCGCUGAAUGUUCGUCCCAUGAAGCUUGCGCUAUAUGUGUUAACGCUGCUGUGCAGAACCGAGAGAACGCCAACGAUUUAUGCCAAGUUCAAUGUAAAGACGUCACCUUCCAAACUGUGAAAGCGAUUCCCGAUUGUUCGGUUUGUACCGCUAAUAGUGGUGUGACGUGUCCAUCUGAUUGUGCUGACGUCGAUCCUUCUGUAUUGACCCCAACUCCAUGCUCCCAAGCUCAAUCAACCGGUCAAUGCAAGGUCUCUUACAAUAUCGUGUGGAAGAAAUCACUUCGUAAUUACCUGGUGUUGAUCAAAGAAUUCGACCAAGCUAUUGAUUGCCCGAAACCGAUCAACCCGUUAGUUAUCGUCCUCCCCAUCGUAGCCGGCAUCGUCAUCCUUGGCUUGAUCGCCCUUGUAGCUUGGAAGGUUUACCAAACUUGGAGAGAUAAGAGAGAAUGGAAAGUUUUCGAGAACGAGAUGAAGAAAUCGAAGUGGACGAAGGGACAAAACCCAAUUUUUGAGGAAGCUUCGACGAGGUUCGAAAACCCAACCUUCCACGGAACGUAGACAUCACGUAAUGUUACGUCAUCGUGAUGCUACGUCAUCAUGACGUCAUCAACAUAAUUAUACCAACAAUUAAACUGUUGGGCCCAUAUAUUGGGUUCAUAGCGGAAUAUAUUUCUAUGGUACCCAACCCACACGACGGGUUGCAAUUUGUAAAUCUUUUCAACAGCUGCGGCCAACUUUUAUAACCUCUAGGUGUCGCACCUAAGCGCUUGUGACGUCAGCAUUUGUAACCAUGACUUUUUAUGACGUCGCGAGAGUGCUCAGUGCUGCUCCUAGUGGUAUAACAUUUUAUUUUAAUUUUGCCGCUGAAUUGCAACUUUGAUUAUUUUAGAUUUUUUGCAACGAAUUUUAUUUUUCGCAAUAACCAACUGUCAAUAAACUGUAUAUUUUGAUUCCUA
Messenger RNA from Ciona intestinalis (vase tunicate), 3155 nucleotides. NCBI's taxonomy places the organism in Eukaryota, Metazoa, Chordata, Ascidiacea, Phlebobranchia, Cionidae. The record is from RefSeq and is a predicted model, not a curated record.